Molecule: messenger RNA, 798 nt
Organism: Laccaria bicolor S238N-H82
Lineage: Eukaryota; Fungi; Basidiomycota; Agaricomycetes; Agaricales; Hydnangiaceae
Exons: 6
Coding region: 1-798 (265 amino acids)
Source: RefSeq, a predicted model, not a curated record
AUGUAUAUGGGAAGGUAUACCUACUCUGUAGAAGUGGGAAUUGGAAGGAGCGAGUUGCGAUCCCCACACUACCCUGCCCAAGCCGCAUGCCCCCUCCCCGAUACUGAGUCCUCGACUCCCCGUACUAAUAGCAAACGUUGUCGGUGCAUCAGGUUGUUGGGAGGCAUUGCUGGUGCUCGUGUCUUGGCUCGCUUGAUGGACGUGGACGUGGUGGGGGUACUCGCGUUCGGGCUGGUGUUCGUGUUUGGUUCACGGUCGCAUUUGGGCUGGCGUCCGUGUUUGGGUGGAUUUCCCGUUGUGUCCGCUGAUAUGGGGUGUGUGAGGCGGGGCCUGCAGGGAAGGGAGCGGGGGUGGAGGAUAGGUGGAAUCGUCGAUGGAGCUAUUGGCGGUUCGUUGAUCGUCGUGGGCCCGUGGCUGUUUGUUGAAGGUGGUGGUGGUCAUGGCGGGCACUCGUGGCUGUUCAUCGAUCGUGGUGAUGAGCUCCCGUGGCCGUUCGUCGAUCGUGGUUGUGGGUGGUCGUCCAUUCAUCGAUCCUGGUGGUGGGCCCUCGUCGAUGGUGGUGAUGCGCCCUCGUGGCCGUUCGUCGAUCCUGGUGGAGAGCCCCGUGGACGUUAUGUCGAGGAUGAGCCUUAUCCCCUUUCGGGGAGUGUGACGCUCGUAUUUCAGGGCGACAACAUGAUGGGUCAAGAGCUUCCAAUGGUCAACGAUGUCAGAAAGGCCGUUGAGCACGAUAGUUUACACAGUAAGCUUAAGACGGACAUCUACGCCCAGCCGCAACGUCGCCACUGGGAAAAGUAG